Messenger RNA from Dicrocoelium dendriticum, 479 nucleotides. Lineage: Eukaryota; Metazoa; Platyhelminthes; Trematoda; Plagiorchiida; Dicrocoeliidae. The record is from the annotation of a GenBank genome assembly.
ACCCCAUCUACUUCCCCGGCUUACGAAGACACUUCGGAUGGUUGUGACGCGGUACCCUGUUGCAGCUAUGCUUAUGUGUCACAUAGUACUUUGAACGCACCCGCUAUGCCUAUGCGCUUACAAAAUGAGACGAACACUUCGGCUGAGUUGCAGCCUAUCUGCAAACCUGCGUUUGAUGUAGAUCUGGAUUCCACUGCAAAUGAACCCUUUGCUGGAAAAACACCUGUUUUAAGAAGCACUUUCAUGAUCUGCUUGCCAGACAGCAUCAUAAUACAACCACAGAGCUUUCCAGAAUAUCGAUCAGAACCUUCUCAAUGCGAAACGGAUCCCACCAGUGCAACAAUCAUUUUGACUGUCAAUAAGAUAUUCACAGCUGCCAGAGAUAUACCAGCUUAUGGCAUCCUUUUCCAAAGAAGGAACAAUGAUAUUGUGUGAUUUCUACCUACCAGAUAGUAACUCAACGUCCUUCUCCUUUGUUG